Messenger RNA from Camelina sativa (false flax), 1749 nucleotides. The record is from RefSeq and is a predicted model, not a curated record. Lineage: Eukaryota; Viridiplantae; Streptophyta; Magnoliopsida; Brassicales; Brassicaceae.
AUCAGGACGCUGAACCUCUCCGUAUGUGAGGAAAUCUGCUGAGCUCGCCACACACUACUACAUUAAUCCUUCAACAAUGGAGCCUAAUGUGGAUGGGCUGAUACUUGCUACCCGAGGGGAUUACAAGGCUACAUUGACUAAGUCAGAUGAGUUUGAUCCCAAGCUUGCGGCGAUGAUGGUGAAUGUGGUGGAUGUUACUAUUGGAGGAGAAGGCGGUUUCCAUAUUGCUAUCCACCAGACAUCUAAAGUCCUGGCGAAAGACAGGCGUAUAAUUGUCAAGGUGUUUGACGAGAUCACCGAGGAAACUGGCAAGUAUUUAUAUGGCCUUGAUGAUACGUUGAAGGCCCUGGAGUCCAAGCCGUGUGCUGUCGAGACACUUAUUCUGUGGGAAAAUCUUGAUAUCAACAGAUAUGUGAUGAAGAACCGUGAAACGGGUGAAACUGUGAUCAAACACCUGAACAAGGAAGAUGAAGGCAACAUUGAAUUAGAUGUGGAGGAGAAGAUGUCGCUUUUGGAUUGGCUGCGUAAUGAAUGCGCACGUUUUGGCUGUGCGCUAGAAUUUGUAAACGACAAAUCACUUGAAGGGAAACGGUUUUGCAAAGGGCUUGAAGGGAUCGGAGCGAUACUUCGUUACCCGCUUGACCUGUGAGUGCCGUUCGUUGAUCCUGAGGAUGGAAAAGCCUAAUCAAGAAGAUGGACCACAUUCAAGCCUGUACACUGGUUAUUAAAGUUCUCUUGAGAAUACUGGUUAUCAAAGUUGUUGUGCAUUCGGAAGCCUACACGUCAGAGAAGAAAUUACGUACAAAUCCGUAUAUUAUCAUCUCGUAAACGUUUUGGCAUCUCAUAGUUUUAAUAUAGUGCACAACAACAAAACCAUUGGAAAUGUCUGAACCAGAUAGGUUACAUUAUCAUUUAUCAAUCACUAAGGGUUUAUAGUAGAUAUGAAGAAAUGUAACUAAAAUAUCAUCAAACAGCAAACGUGUAGGCCAAUAACUUUUCAGAAUUGAUUGAUUCCACAAUUGCGGUAACAUAUACUGCCUCUGUGUUGAACGAGAUCCCAGCGAUUCUCCAAACAGAUCAAUCUCUUGGGACUGUAGAAACCUGGAAUCCGAGUCAAAGAAGGCUCAGCCAUGGCAAGAAACCACACCAUACUUCCCGGUGAUGAACUUCAGUCCUCUGAUAGGACUCAUGUUUUCCUUUCUGGGCAGCAUAUGAUUCUGAUGGAUUCCGAAUGUCUCAGAGACAGCAUAUCGUGUCUUGGUUUCCCAGUUGCUAAGAUGAUUAGACAAUUUGGGUGCCACGCAGAUGCGAACGCAAAGUCCUUUUUGUCCCUAGAGACUUGAAAUUACCUGCACUGUCACCCCGAGUCCAAUAACAACACUUAUGAGAGCUUCAAAAAGUUUCAGCAGUUCAAUUCUUAGCCUAUAGGUCUACGCUGUAUCUAGCCUAGGACUGAAUUUAGCUGAUUAGAGAGGCUGUUCAAGUCUAUCAUCAACCAAAGUCCCUGGUUUGGUAAUGACUUGAACAAGAAAAGUAUUUUAUAGCUUUUAUUCGUCGGAAAGCUAAAUGGUUACACAUAUAUAUAUAUAUAUAUAUAACCAUUUAGUUUUCCUAAACGUAAGAGACAAGAUGGGAUCGACAAAUGUGAUGUCAAAUUGGACAAAGUGGAACUAUAAUUGGAGUAUAUAUCUAAUUAAUAAAUGGGUACCCUAGAACCAUGGUCCAUAGGUCUAUGGCCAGUAGACUCAU